GGAGACUACAAAUCAAUAGCAUCAUGCAGUACCUACUUGUCCAUUCCCAAUGAGAGGGCUCAGUCGCUGCUGUCGUCAUCAUGACUGGGGCUCGAGUCACCUGUGCUCUGAUUGGCUCCUGCUGAUAAUGAGCUGCCAUUGAGGUUUUCUGGCCUGUGCAGAGAGGAGGUGUGUCUCCGGCUGAACAAGCACACGCCUCUCGCUUAAAUACUCAACACAGCUGAGGUGAUGAGCAGAGGCACCACAUAGCGGAGCGGCGUCUUGUACUCAGACUUGUAACACAGUUGUGUUAAGUUUACGUAAACGUGCUGCGCUGCCUUGGAGAGAAGUAUACGAAGAAAACUGAAAAUACGAAGUCGGAGAAAGUAGAGAGAAGUCCGCCGCUGUAAUCAGAUCCCCCUAAUCAGCAGAAUUGACAGCAGGUGUGAAUUCAUGUCUGUAUUUUCCCCGCAGAUAUACUGCCCAGUGUUUGUGCCCAGUCGAGAUAUGACUGAGGUGAUGAUCAACAGCACCCCCAUGGAGGACAUGAGGCUCAGCCCCAGUAAGGACAGACUCUCCUUCCAGAUAUUUCCAGACCCCUCGGACUUUGAGCGUUGCUGUAAGCUCAAAGAUCGUCUGCCAUCCAUCGUGGUUGAGCCGACAGAGGGAGAAGUCGAGAGUGGGGAGCUCCGCUGGCCUCCUGAGGAGUUUCUGAUCAGUGAGGCGGAUGAAGAGGAAGAGCAGCAGGCAGUGCAAGCACAGAAUAAUGGCAGCAUCCAAAACGGACAGCCAACACAGAAUUCUCAGCACUAGAGGCUGUGUUGCAGCGCCCAUACUCUGUUUCGGCUUUUUCUUUCUGACUGACUCUUCUUCUCUGGGUACACUGCACUCGCUGCAUUCAGUGUCUCUUGAUGCCAUUUUGUUGCCCCUGACAUCAAAGCAAUACACACUUUCUCACGCAACAAUUUAAUCACCAGGACUGCAGACUCUCCAAAUCACACUUGAAAAGAAUAGACAUGCACACCAACCAACCUCCACUCAUUUCCUUCCAUCUACCACCGUGUGUCUCGGCCUAGACCGGAUGUCCUGUUGGACAGCGGCAGCUCAGUGCUCCAUGGACGGCUCUUUACUUGCAGGAGGCCAACACUGCUCUGUACUUUACUCGAAAAAUGGCUGGCGUCAUGACCCCAGAGACUUCAUACUCUCAAACAGAACUAUUGUGUUGCCCAUGGGGCAUUAUCGCCUACAGCAACACUGUCCAUACUUGUGCUCAGUUUCUGGAUUGAUAUGUUAAGUAUUGUGAUCGCCACUGCUGUCUAUAAAUUGUCGGUUUCUGUGAAGUGAAUUUUUUGAGAAGUGUGAGUGUAAACUGUUACUAGGUUUCCAACCCCCUUUUCAAAAAGAUUAUUUGACUUUGUCGGCUUUCAGUUAAAAGGCAACCUGGAAUAAUUUGAGAAAAGAGAAAUAAACCAGCAUUCCCCGCUAUGCUUGUGCAUGCAUUAAUUGUACAAAGGCUUGUUGUGCAGUGAGCAACAUGAUGAGGUCAUGUGAGGUCAUCACAUUGACCUCUUGUGAGCUGUGUGACGGACGGUACUUGGAUAACAAAGCAAAAUAGUACAACAUUGAACAAAAGCAGGUUUAUUGUUUCAUCGGGCAAAACUGAAUAAGGACUGCAAAUGUAUUUUGUUGAAAAAGCAGUUGAUGGCGCAAUGUACAGACCAAUGAAGGAUGUGUAAAUACUUGUUCCCAAUGAGCAACCCCUGAGGCCUUCUAGUGCGCUGAUCUCGUUUGUACUAGUCUUCCUUUUUGAAAACAGCCUACUUUUGUCACUUAAAUUCAUAAAUAAGGUUAUAUUUGACUAUUAAACUCCAACAAUACUCUUUCACAAUAAAAUUAGUCUGGAUGUUUGCCAUAAGCUGUUUAUGAGAAAUCAAAUUGGUUCUCUGGUAGCAAUGUCUGUUUUAUUUGUCUGUCGGCAAUUUCAGAAAUCUGUGUUUUGUGCACUCUUUAAAUCACCACCUUAUUGUUUGUGGAACAAGUCUCGUUAGUCAAUUUGUAGAAAAUACUUCCCUUUUGUGUACACCAUAUGAAAUCCUGUUGUACAAGUUUUGAGAUGUCUAUUAUUUUUGUAAAUUCUCAUUUGAGUGGCAUUAGGGCUGUGUACAGAACAUCUCUCUCUUUCUCCUGUCACCUACAAGUCCCACAUUGUUUUUGUAAAGCUCAGGGAGAUUAGCCGCCAUCUUUCUUUGUUUUGUAUUUAGACCACUUUUCUCUGACUGUUACAGAGGCUGUAAAUAAACAUUUGAAUUUGCUAUCCAACUG
This is a messenger RNA of Cyclopterus lumpus (lumpfish), 2301 nucleotides long. RefSeq names its product LBH regulator of WNT signaling pathway (gene lbh). Gene Ontology annotation, cellular component: nucleus. NCBI's taxonomy places the organism in Eukaryota, Metazoa, Chordata, Actinopteri, Perciformes, Cyclopteridae. The record is from RefSeq and is a predicted model, not a curated record. Gene Ontology annotation, biological process: positive regulation of DNA-templated transcription. The coding region runs from base 433 to 792 and encodes 119 amino acids. The transcript has 3 exons.